AUGGAGAACUUCCAAACUACCUUCAACUCUAGUACUACUGCAGCCAAUGAUGCUCUUAAGAGUUUGGGUUCUCUUUUCAAAUCUAAGAAGGCUAAAUUGCAAGAGAUGCGUACUGGGCUGAAAACUGAUCAUGAAAUAUUUCAAGCCUCUAUCUCCUCUCAAAUUUCAAAGCUUCAAGACGAACUGGAAAAGGAGAGUAACAUCAAGGAUUCUCUUGCACUCAAGACAGAAGAAGUAAAGGUCUUAAGUGCGAAACUGGAAGCUUCAGAGAAACAUGUCAAUGAUUUGUUAUUUGAGAGAAUUGUCAUGCAAAGCUUUAUUAUAGAUGUUACAAGCAUGCUCUCUGAAAUUCUUGAGACUAUGGACUCAAUGCUCACCAUCAUAGUCUGA
This is a messenger RNA of Lactuca saligna, 390 nucleotides long. NCBI's taxonomy places the organism in Eukaryota, Viridiplantae, Streptophyta, Magnoliopsida, Asterales, Asteraceae. The record is from the annotation of a GenBank genome assembly.